UGUUUGUUACGGCAAGCAACCGACACGAAAGGAAAUGUACGCCAUCGUGUAUAAUCCCGCGCCAUGUGCCACGAUAGGCAAUCGGGCCCAAGUGCCGGCAUCGCGCGGGUUCAUUCCGGCAUCGAUAGGCAGUCGCGUAAGGUCCGGCAUCGGAUUCAGUCGGUUUCGUGAAAGAAGCGUCGCUGUUCAGCAAGCUUGUCCGACCAUCGUGGGCGAUCCGCUGGACGCUGGGCCCCACCGACCAAACUGCUGGUAGUAGUGGUGUUGUUUCGUCCUUAUCUGUGUAAAGCAGUGCGCGCUCGCCUAGAAAGCUUCAAGGACUGUGUGGCACAUACGGGCCGCAGAGCAAGACGCCGGUAGAGAAUCAGUGCAUUUAUAGCGUGGAACCUAGCUGACUCGUGUGUAGCGGCAACUUACAAUCGGCCACCGAAAACGCAACAGUGUUCCUACCGAUGUUAUGAAAGUAUUCCUGUAAUCGUUGAAUUUUUGUUUGAGUGAUACAUGUGUGAAAGUUUAGUCUAAAGCAAAAGAAAAAAACAAAACAAAAUGGCCGGUAUACUGUUUGUGGUGCACAUUCCAUCGGCGCGCUAUGAGCGGGAGCUUCGACGCAAAGAGCAGGAACUGCUUGCGAAAACGACGUCUGUCACCACGGAGGAUGAGAAGGAUUCCGAACGACCGGCCGGCAAAUCGGACGAGAUGGAACCCUUCGUAACGCCACAGCCCAAAAAAGCUACAUCAAAGAUUCCAAAAUCCAGCAACGUGAUAAAAGCGUCCGAUGAUGAUGGUAAGAAAGCGGAACCGGCCGGACCACCGACGAUCAAAUUCAUCGAUCAGGAUGGUGAAGAGAUAGCGACACAAGCGGCCGAACCUAAGGAGGACGAUGGUAAGGAUGCGGGUGAGGAUGGAGAGAAGGGAAAGGAGAAAAAGUCCAACUUCCUGGCGGAACCUUUCGACCGGGCGUCUGCACUGCGCAAGUCGUGGGAUGGCUUCAAGGAUCUUAUCGGCUCGGCACGGAAAGAGAAGACGGCACGUGAGGAGGCGGCCGAAAAGCUAACGCUUACCGGCGAAUCGUCGAUGGAAGAGAUAUUGAAAACGAUUAUCGCCGAGAAACGCAUCCACACUGCAGCUUGGAUCGAAACCGAUAAAGGCAACGGGUUUCACAUCAUGUUUUCGAUUGCAUCGGGCCCGAUUGGUGACGACAUCAUCUACAUGCUCAGCUCGUGGGGUGUUGGUCAGCGGUUCAACUCAACCAUCUCGAUCACGUCAUGCACGCUGUACAGUCAACCACCGGAGGCUCCCGAAGAAACGGAAGAGGAUGGUGCGGCUGGCGACGCAAACAGAAACCCCGAGGGUGGCGCGUGGAACACCUUCCUAUCGACCGUCCGGGCACGGCUAAACGUGGCACAGAUCGUGGAGGAAGUGAAGCACGAUGCACAAGUGUCGUUCGAUUUCGUAUCGAUGCUUGCGGUGGCCAGUAUUUUGGCUGCAUUCGGAUUGGUUGAGGACAGUUCCGUUUUCCUCAUCGCCAGUAUGCUGAUUUCGCCGCUAAUGGGUCCGAUUAUUGCGGUUAUUUUUGGAACGGUGGUCAAAGAGCGUACCCUUCAGUUGAUUGGUCUGAAAAAUGAAAUUAUCGGCAUUAUGCUGACCGUCACGGUGGGUUUCAUCUUUGGGCUGAUCGUGUGCAGCAUUGACGAUCGGUACAGCGUUGGCGAGGGUAUUACCCAUGAAAUGUUGGCCCGUUGUGAAACACAUUCGCUGCUGGUCGGUAUAGCGAUUGCACUACCAUCCGGGGCCGCCGUUGCCAUUGCCAUUUUGGGCGAAAAUAUUGGAUCACUGGUCGGUGUUGCCAUCUCGGCUUCGCUGCUUCCGCCAGCUGUAAAUGCGGGCGUACUGUGGGCUUUGUCGUGUCUGUACUUCCUAUUUGGGUCGGAAGAAUCUCGCUACGGAACGCUGAUCAAAACGCAAAUCUACUCCGAAAACCAAGGCAUCGAACUGUUUACACUCGGAUGCAUGAGCAUGUCCUUGACGUUGCUCAACAUUUUCUGCAUCUAUCUGGCCGGUGUGAUAUUCUUAAUCAUCAAAGAGGUUGCACCGGUGGUUCCUAAGGAUCAGAAACAGUUCUGGAAGCACGACAUCAAGAUUGCCCGCGACUACAACCGAACGCUGCACACCACCGACGGUCACUCGAUGAGCAAAAACCUCAUGCAGGAGCUAACAUCGUUGCACCACAACAACGACACAACCGGUGGGCUGCGCGGAGACUACUUGCUGAAUUCGGCCUCCAAGGGCAAUCAGAAUACCUGGUCCCCGCGGCACAACUAUCACCAGCGCGACCACAGACCCACGAUCCAGGAACUGGAAGCGCUGUAUCUAAGCUUGUCGGCCAAUACUAGCGAAAACCAGUUCCACUACUCGUCGCACCAUGCCGGGCCUCAUUUCGCGCACUUCGAGCGACUCUCCACCUCACCGACGCAACAUCGGCGCAUGAAUGCCUCGAACCCGAUCAACAUCCACGGUGGAAUCUCGCGGCACAGUCGCUUCUCGGAGUCGCUGCGUGGAGCAUCCGCACCGCUGUCCAAGAUACUGGAGGAUGUAGCCGCUGGUACGUCCGGUGCCAAGGGUGAAACUAGUCACGGUGCGCAUCACGGUGAGCGUGGCAAAUCGACGCGAAGUUACGGUUUGCCAGGAUUCAAGCGCAGCUCGAAAAAGUUCACCGUCACCCCGGCGUACGAUCCGAUCCAGAAGGAGUGAGAGAAGCAGUCCCCGGGAUCUUUUGCCGAAUCUUCAAAAUGGCUAUUUUAUGCAGGCUGCACUUGUGUUGCGCUUUGUGUUGUCGAGAGUUGCGCCGGACAUUGCGUCCAGUGUCAAGUGUCUUGUGGUAUUGUCUAGUUCUUACUGUUUCGAUUUAUCGAUUCUGAGUGUGUUGUUGUUAUUGUAUAAGUUUCACUACCAUCGUAACCCGCGUCGUUUGCUUUGUGUCUCCACCGUCCACUAUCAAGAGCACAAACUGUAAAUAGUCAUCAUAAUCGUGUAAGAUCGUGUAGUUCGUAAGCAAAAAAAAAAAGAAGAAAGGUAAGAAAGGCCACAUUUGUCUGGCAGGUGGUCGCCUGCAGGAAACAAACGUGAUUCAGGCAUCGUGCGCGAGUCUACCAGCCACAGAUGCCAAUGUGAAAGGCACUGUACUUAAUCGGUUCAAUGGUAAGUGAGUGUGAAAGGAUGCUCGCAAGCGUCUCAGCCAAAGCGAUAUGCUUAUCGGUAUACGAGGAUUGUAAUAAAAAUCGUGUAGGAGUGAAGCAGAUUACAAUCGUU
Messenger RNA from Anopheles stephensi (Asian malaria mosquito), 3309 nucleotides. RefSeq lists its product as uncharacterized. Lineage: Eukaryota; Metazoa; Arthropoda; Insecta; Diptera; Culicidae. The record is from RefSeq and is a predicted model, not a curated record. Bases 547 to 2751 code for a protein of 734 amino acids. The transcript is spliced from 10 exons.